AUGAAGAUGAUUUCCGGUAUGAGGAGCAGUAUCUUGCGAUCGGCCGUCAGUAGACCAUCGCUGAGCCUGGUUGCCAGGUUCAACUCAACCAAGGUUGGAGCUGAAAAGUCAGAGCUGUUUGAGGCACCAGCAACGAUGGCUAAGGCGUCUGGAUUACCAAAUAUGGCAGAGGAUUUGCCUCCAAACAAAGAUAUUCCACUUAGUAGAAAGCUUGCGGUUGAUCCUAGAGAAUCUAAGCAGUAUUCCCAGCCUCAGUGGAAGGAGUCCCUUGGAGAGACGUUUAUCUCUCUGUUCAGGGUGAACAUGGAUAAUGUCAGAUCCGGUUCGAUCGGUGGAUCCAAGUAUUACUACAUGACCAGAGACCAGGGUUUGCAAUACGCCGACGAAGAACUAAGCGAUACAGCCCGUUAUUGGUACGAUACCCUUGGUUUGCCCAGGACGUUUUCGCAGUGGUUUCAGAUAACUUCGUUACACAUAUGGAUUUUAUUUGUGAGGAUGAGGGCUAUGCCGUUUAAGGAGGGCAAGAACUACCAGCAAAAGCUGGUGGACCGUUUUUUCAAGGAUAUGGAGCUCAGACUCUCGGAGGAGAUGAACGUGAUGUCUGGUAGAAUUAUCGACACGUAUCUUAGAGAUUUCCAUUCACAGCUUCUUGGUAUAAUUAUGUCGUACGAUGAGGGUAUAGCUACAAAUGAUGCAGUUUUGGCUGCUGCUCUGUGGAGAAACCUGUUCAAUGGUGAUAAGAGUGAUUUGGUGCAUGUUGAGUCAGCUCUGAGAUACGUGAGGAUGCAACUGUAUGUUCUCUCCAAGAUGUCCGACAGGGAGUUUGGUUUUGGGGAUUUCGUGUUUGUGAAGCCAGAUCAAUUUGUCAAGCCUCUCACACCAGAAGAGGAGGCUGCCCUGAAGAUCAAAGUGAAACAGGUGUAUGAAUCGUCUGACAAACUUCUUCCCAGUCAGAGGUCCAACCUUUCAUUGGAAGAAUAG
This is a messenger RNA of Kuraishia capsulata CBS 1993, 981 nucleotides long. RefSeq lists its product as uncharacterized. The record is from RefSeq and is a predicted model, not a curated record. Gene Ontology annotation, cellular component: mitochondrion. NCBI's taxonomy places the organism in Eukaryota, Fungi, Ascomycota, Pichiomycetes, Pichiales, Pichiaceae. The transcript has a single exon. Gene Ontology annotation, biological process: mitochondrial respiratory chain complex III assembly. The coding region runs from base 1 to 981 and encodes 326 amino acids.